Molecule: messenger RNA, 1405 nt
Organism: Cloeon dipterum
Lineage: Eukaryota; Metazoa; Arthropoda; Insecta; Ephemeroptera; Baetidae
Gene: pch2
Product: pachytene checkpoint 2 protein
Exons: 8
Coding region: 120-1322 (400 amino acids)
Biological process (GO): meiotic recombination checkpoint signaling; reciprocal meiotic recombination
Cellular component (GO): chromosome; nucleus
Molecular function (GO): ATP binding; ATP hydrolysis activity
Source: RefSeq, a predicted model, not a curated record
AAGAAUUUGAAAAAUUUUCCUUGAACCACCAAAACCAAACUUGACUGACUUUUUAUCGAGCCGAUUGAAAUUCCAGGUUUCGUCCUUUUAGUUUUGGCAGCAUUCCGGCAGUAUCAAUCAUGGGAGUAAUCCACCUGGAGGUUCAGCAAUCGCCAAAAAGCACACUGACAAAAUCGGAGCUCUCUGAUCACAUUUUGAAGUGGUUUCCAACCGUUUCAAAAACCUGCACCGAUAGUCACGACUUGGAAAAAUUCAUUUUAGCUGACAAAGUAUUAAGCCAAAAUGUGGUGAGAAUUAAAUUGGAGACUCAAGAAAGCAAGCUCGAGCAAGUCCAGUGCCAUGUUUAUUCAUUGGACGAAACUGGUCCACAAACUGAUUUUAUUGAGGGAGAAGAAACGAUCCCUUCCGCUACUCACUACAUUCUUCCCUGCUCAGAGCUGGACUCGGUGUGGGACACCCUGGAGUAUGACACAGGCGUCAAAGAAGAAUUGCUCAACUUCGCCAGAACUGCCAUGCUGUUCGCGAAGCACGAGGUGUGCGAGGAUAUCAUUGGCAUCAACAGGGUUGUGCUGCUCCACGGUCCGCCUGGCACUGGGAAAACCACCCUGUGCAAAGCACUGGCCCACAAGUUGGCCAUUCGCCUCACGGAUACAUUCGAGUGCGGCCAGCUGAUUGAAAUCAACUCUCAUUCUCUCUUCUCUAAGUGGUUCAGCGAGUCGGGAAAAUUGGUGAUGCAAAUGUUCUCCAAAAUUCGUGAGCUGGUCAUGGAGCCCAACUACUUUUUGUGUGUCCUCAUUGACGAGGUGGAAUCCCUAGCGCACGCUAGAAAUGCCGGUUCGACAGACGCAGAACCAGCCGACUCAAUGCGCGUUGUGAACGCUCUAUUGACACAGAUCGACAGCAUUAGAAGAUUCCCCAACGUUUUGAUCCUGACUACCUCUAACGUGACAAAGGCCAUUGAUAUCGCUUUUGUAGACCGAGCUGACAUUAAAAAAUACAUUGGUUUGCCUUCUGCAGAUGUGCUGACCAAAAUUUACUACAGCUGUGUCCAAGAACUGAUCAAGAAAAAACUCAUCCGAGCUAAAGAGACUACUCCAGGCAACGAGUAUGUAAUGAGCAAAGAAGAGAUCGAAUAUCUCGUAAAAACCGCGAGAAAAUCUGUUGGACUGAGUGGGAGAAACGCAAGAAAGUUACCUUUCCUGGGAUAUGCCAAACACCUUGGCAGCGAUUACCCUGAUCUUUUACAGUUUUUGGCAGCACUCGACAGUGCCGUGAACGACGAGUUCAAUGACAGGAAGAUGAUUUCCACGAAUGAUAACUGAAGUUGUGGACGUAAUUUAACAAAAGGUGUAAAUUUAUUGAUCGGUACUUGAUAAAUAGAAAAAAUGGUUACAUAUUUUAUAUA